AUGAUGAACGACUUAGUUCCAAAGCUGAGCAGAAGGAAACGAGCAGCUUGGGGAGCUUUCAAGAGCACCGAGGAUGUAGUGAAGAGAACAAAGAACACCCGACUCCGUGCCCACUUUUGCGACUCAACGGUUCUUCCUGCCCUAACGUAUACGUCAAAAACUUGGUCGCUGCGUAAGCAGGAGGAAAGGUCAGUCAGCGGUAUCGAACGCGCUGUCGAAAGGGCGAUUCUAGGAGUAACCCGUUCCACACAAUUAACGGAUGGGAUCCGAAGCUCCGAUCUGCGUCAACGAUCAAAAAUCAAAGAUGCCGUUCUGUACGCCAAACAGUCGAAGAUAAGGUGGGCUGAACACGCAAUGCGUAUGAAUGACAACCGAUGCACAGGAGCCGUUAGUGACUGGAUUCCUCGGGAUGUCAAACAUACUGCAGGGAGACCACCGACCCGAUAG
Angiostrongylus costaricensis is the source of this 447-nucleotide messenger RNA. The record is from the annotation of a GenBank genome assembly. Lineage: Eukaryota; Metazoa; Nematoda; Chromadorea; Rhabditida; Metastrongylidae.